CUGACGAAAUUGAUUCUGGAGUUUUGGAAGUUACUUUAAAUUUAGAGGAUUCUAAUGCCUUAAGAGAGAAACUAGGUUUAAAGCCUCUAAAUAAUAAACCUCCUGAUCAAAGUAAAAAAGAAUAUGAUGCUUGGAAAAAAGAAAAAGAAUUGGCUGAGAAGGAUAAAGAAGUUGAAAAACUCAUGGAGAAAAUUUUUGAAUCUAGAGAAAAGAGAGAAUUAACAAAGAAAUUUGAAAGUAUGAAAAGUAUUGGAGAUGUUGAAAAUUUAGCUGAAUAUGAGGCAAAAAACUGGAUCGAAAAAUCCAGAAGGCUUGAAUACGAAAAAAAAAAAGCGAAGGAGCAGGCAAAAGUUUUUGAUGAGCUCGAUGAAGAUGUUUUUGUGAGCGAAGACACUAAAAAGGCUAAAGAUUAUAAUCUUCGCUAUUCUGGAGCUGAUUUGACGGGACUUACAGUUCAGCAUGAUAUUCGUGAUAUUAAAGAAGGAACUACUAUACUUACACUUAAAGAUUCUUCAUUAAGAAAUGCUCAAGAUGAUGUUUUGGAAAGCUCCGAAGUUGUCUCUUUAGAAAAGUCCAGAGAAUUUAUUGAAAAUAGGAAAAGAAAGAAAGUUUACAACGGCAUGCUAUUCUAA
Messenger RNA from Zophobas morio, 632 nucleotides. RefSeq lists its product as uncharacterized. Gene Ontology annotation, biological process: mRNA cis splicing, via spliceosome; maturation of 5S rRNA. NCBI's taxonomy places the organism in Eukaryota, Metazoa, Arthropoda, Insecta, Coleoptera, Tenebrionidae. Gene Ontology annotation, cellular component: U4/U6 x U5 tri-snRNP complex. The transcript has 8 exons. Bases 183 to 632 code for a protein of 149 amino acids. The record is from RefSeq and is a predicted model, not a curated record.